Molecule: messenger RNA, 1455 nt
Organism: Saccharomyces cerevisiae S288C
Lineage: Eukaryota; Fungi; Ascomycota; Saccharomycetes; Saccharomycetales; Saccharomycetaceae
Gene: GAS5
Product: 1,3-beta-glucanosyltransferase
Exons: 1
Coding region: 1-1455 (484 amino acids)
Cellular component (GO): membrane; fungal-type cell wall
Source: RefSeq, marked reviewed
AUGUUACUACGUUCUCUUACAAGUGCCUUCGUUUUAAGUGCUGGUUUGGCUCAGGCUGCUAGCAGCAGUAACAGUUCCACACCAUCCAUUGAAAUUAAAGGCAAUGCAUUUUUUAAUUCGGAAUCAGGUGAAAGGUUUUAUAUCCGUGGUGUUGAUUACCAGCCUGGUGGUUCUUCUAACUUGACUGAUCCCUUAGCAGACGCAUCUGUCUGUGACAGAGACGUCCCCGUUCUGAAAGAUCUAGGGAUAAAUACUGUCAGAGUUUAUACUGUGGAUAACUCGCAAGAUCAUUCCCAUUGUAUGAAACUAUUGCAGGAGAACGGUAUAUACUUGAUCCUGGAUGUCAAUACCCCCACGAGUGCUAUUUCUCGUUACGAUCCAGCCUGCUCCUAUAACGCUGACUACUUACAAAAUGUCUUUGCCACCAUUGAUACCUUUGCUGAUUACGACAAUGUUCUAGGUUUUUUCGCUGGUAACGAGGUCAUCAAUAGUGUUAAUACUACCAACACUGCUACUUAUGUCAAGGCAGUGGUCAGGGACAUGAAGAAAUACAUCAAGGCUAGAAAAUACAGACAAAUUCCGGUAGGUUACUCGGCUGCUGAUAUCGUCGCUAACAGACAAUUGGCUGCUGAAUACUUUAACUGUGGUGAUGAAGCUGACGCUAGAAUCGACAUGUUUGGUGUUAAUGACUAUUCUUGGUGUGGUGAAUCUUCAUUUGUGGUAUCGGGUUAUUCCACCAAGAUGAAGCUAUAUCAAGAUUACUCCGUUCCUGUCUUCUUAAGUGAAUUUGGUUGUAACCAAGUCAAGAGCUCUCGUCCAUUCACAGAAAUUGAAGCUAUCUAUUCCACUCAAAUGUCUUCUGUAUUCUCCGGUGGGCUAGUCUACGAAUAUUCCAAUGAAACUAACAAUUACGGGCUCGUUCAAAUUGAUGGUGACAAGGUCACUAAAUUGACAGAUUUUGAAAACUUGAAAAAUGAAUACAGCAAAGUAUCCAACCCAGAAGGCAAUGGUGGUUACAGUACUUCCAACAACUAUUCUACAUGUCCUGAUUAUGAAAAGGGUGUCUGGGAAGCUAAUAACACUUUGCCUGCUAUGCCAAGUGCUGCUUCUGCUUACUUCACAUCUGGAGCAGGUUCUCCUAUGGGAACCGGAAUCGCCACCCAACAAAGUUGUGAUGCUAAGGACGAUGACGACGAAGAAGACGACGACACCUCCUCUUCAUCCUCUUCUUCCUCUUCAUCUUCAUCUUCCGCUUCUUCAUCUUCUGAAUCAUCAUCCUCGACUUCAAAGGCAUCUUCCUCCUCCCCUUCUGCUAGCGAAACGAGCUUGCUAAAAUCUGCCGCAUCUGCUACUUCGUCCAGCCAAUCGUCCUCGAAAUCAAAGGGUGCUGCCGGAAUUAUUGAGAUUCCUUUGAUAUUCCGUGCUUUGGCAGAACUUUAUAACUUGGUUUUAUGA